AUGACUAUGAGUAUGCCAAACAUAUCUUCACUCCUCAACAGCGCUGCGAUGGCUGAGUCAGACCCUCUGUCUAGCAUCGGGUUUAGUGGUUUGUCCUCUUUCAACUCGCCCGGUCAGCAAUUCUCCAACGUUCCAGCUAACCAGCAACAGCCGAGAACGAAAAUGGAGCCUCAGAAUUUUCAACAUGGUCAGCAGUCGAUGCAACAGCAGCAACACCGUGCUGGCGUGGGACCUGUCAAGUUGGAACCUGGUAGUCAGGUUUCCACCAACCAGCAGCAACAUAAAAUGCUGAGGAGCUUAGGUUCGGUUAAGCUGGAACCGCAGCAACUUCAGGCCAUGAGAAACUUAGCACAAAGACUUAUGCAACUUCAACAUCAGCAACAUCUCCUGAAAUCAAUGCCUCAACAGCGUCCUCAAUUACCACAACAGUUCCAACAGCAGAGGCCACCUUUGAGACCACUGUAUGAACCUGGCAUGGGUGCUCAGCGUCUUACACAGUAUAUGUACCGACAACAACAUAGGCCUGAAGACAAUAACAUAGAGUUCUGGAGAAAAUUUGUUGCCGAGUACUUUGCUCCUAAUGCCAAAAAGAGAUGGUGCGUUUCUAUGUAUGGUAGUGGCCGGCAAACAACUGGCGUUUUCCCUCAGGAUGUGUGGCACUGUGAGAUAUGUAACCGAAAGCCUGGACGUGGUUUUGAGGCAACCGCGGAAGUGCUCCCGCGGCUAUUUAAGAUAAAGUAUGAAAGUGGGACUUUGGAAGAACUUUUAUAUGUCGAUAUGCCAAGGGAGUCUCAGAAUUCAUCUGGUCAAAUUGUCCUGGAGUAUGCAAAAGCGACCCAAGAGAGUGUGUUUGAGCAGCUUCGAGUUGUUCGUGAUGGCCAACUUCGAAUAGUUUUCUCACCAGAUCUUAAGAUAUUCUCUUGGGAAUUCUGUGCUCGGCGGCAUGAAGAGCUUAUUCCACGACGACUUUUGAUACCGCAGGUUAGUCAGCUUGGGUCAGCAGCGCAGAAAUAUCAACAAGCCGCCCAAAAUGCAACAACUGAUUCUGCUUUUCCGGAGCUGCAAAACAAUUGCAACAUGUUUGUUGCAUCUGCCAGACAGUUGGCAAAGGCCCUAGAAGUACCACUCGUGAAUGAUUUAGGAUACACAAAGAGAUAUGUUCGGUGUUUGCAGAUCUCGGAGGUUGUAAAUAGUAUGAAGGACUUAAUAGAUUAUAGCAGAGAAACAAGAACAGGACCAAUCGGUAAGUAA
Messenger RNA from Eruca vesicaria subsp. sativa (arugula), 1251 nucleotides. The record is from the annotation of a GenBank genome assembly. Lineage: Eukaryota; Viridiplantae; Streptophyta; Magnoliopsida; Brassicales; Brassicaceae.